This is a messenger RNA of Medicago truncatula (barrel medic), 6628 nucleotides long. RefSeq lists its product as uncharacterized. Bases 350 to 6490 code for a protein of 2046 amino acids. Gene Ontology annotation, molecular function: ADP binding. Lineage: Eukaryota; Viridiplantae; Streptophyta; Magnoliopsida; Fabales; Fabaceae. The record is from RefSeq and is a predicted model, not a curated record. The transcript has 21 exons.
AUCUUUCUGUCCUCAAUUGUCAACCGAAUAUUACCUUAUCACUAAUAUUCAGUGGCACUUCAAUAACCAAAAUGAACCUUGUUAACAAAAAAAAAUUCUUAAGAGAAAUAACCUCUUUUUAAGGAUAAGAGAGAGAGAAAGAACUAUAUUUACACAAAUUCACGGGAGUGUAUGUAUGAUUCAAGAAAAGGUUUCACCAGAGUGUACACAAAUUGAAUUUAACGGGCUUCUGCUUGCAAUUGGAGAUAGAAAGAUCCAUAAAGUAGUUGCAUUUCAUAUUGAAAGAACAUAUGCUGGCCGCUGCUGAUUUGAGAAGGGAUAAGAUUCUUUGUUGUGUACCAGAAGCGAGAUGGAGGGUUGCAUAACUGAUGUUAGGAAGACUCUUGUGGAGAAAUUGUUAAACAAGGCAAUAGAAAAAUCACGCUAUUUAUUUUGUUUCACAUGCAUUGUUAAAGAAUUCAAUGAAGAAAAGGGUAAGUUGGAAGCAGAAAGAGCAACUAUGAGGCAGCAUUUUAAAGUGGCAACCGAAAAAGGUAAAGAUAUUCAAUCUAAUGCUGAAUUUUGGGAAAAACAGGUUGACAAGCUCAUUCAAGAGAACAUUGAGACAAAACAGAGAUAUUAUUUUGGAUUUUGCCCUGAUUGUAUUUGGAGAUAUGAAAGGGGAGAGGAGUUGGCAACCAAGACAAAAGUGAUUAAAAGUCUAAUGGAAAAGGGAGAAAAAUUUGAAAAUAUUGAAAUCACACGUUGUCUUCCCGGUGUUGAGCGACAUUCUUCUCAGUAUUUCAUUCCAUUUAAAAGCAGAGAGUUGAAGUCCAAAGAGCUUUUGGAUGCACUAAAAGACGACAACAACUAUAUGGUUGGAUUGCAUGGGAUGGGGGGUGCUGGAAAAACAACAUUGGCAAAAGAAGUAGGUAAACAACUUAGGACAUUGGAGCAUUUCAAAUAUGUUAUCGAUACGACAGUGUCAUUUAAUCUUGAGAUAAAAAAGAUUCAAAAUGAUAUUGCCGGAUCCUUAGGAUUGGAAUGGGGAGAAAUAAAUGAAUCAGAUCGACCUAAAAAGUUGUGGAGCAGAUUAACAGAUGGUGAUAAAAUUCUUGUGAUCUUGGAUGAUGUCUGGAAAAAUCUCAAUUUUGAUGACAUAGGACUUCCAAGUAGUGAUAAUCAUAAAGGAUGCAAAGUUCUUGUAACCACACGUGAAUUGAGGGUAUGCGAACAAAUGGAAUGUAGAAAGACAAUUCAACUGGAGCUCUUAACUGAAGAAGAAGCAUUGAUCAUGUUCGAAAUGUAUGCCGAUCUAAGCCAUAUUUCCUCCAAAAGUAUUCUCGGUAAGGUACGUGAAAUCACAACUUUAUGCAAAAGAUUACCAAUUGCAAUUGCUAUUAUCGCCAGAAGUUUGAAGGGAAAAAAAAGUGGUGAAGAGUGGGAUGUUGCCUUGAAUUGCUUAAAAAAGCCUGUGUCCAUGGGAAAUGUUGAAGAAGAUUUGGUUGACGUUUUUAAAUGUUUGAAAUUUAGCUAUGAUUAUCUGAAUGAUGAAAAAGCAAAGGGACUGUUCCUCUUAUGUUCUGCAUUCCCUGAAGAUAAAGAGAUUUCUGUUGAACUUCUAACUAGGCUUGGUAUAGGAGUCAACCUUUUUGGGGAAGGUUAUGAAAAAUACAAUGAUGCUCGAAGUCAAGCAAUUGUAGCAAAAAAUAAACUCCUACAUUCAUGUUUACUGUUGGAAACAAAGAAAGGAGAUGUGAAGAUGCAUGACUUGGUUCGUGAAGUAGCCCAUUGGAUAGCGAAGGAAAAGAUUCUAGUAGUAAAUUUAUUUGAAAAAAAUCAAAAGUCAUUGGUUGAAAGGAGUAAGAAUAUCAAAUAUUUGUUCUUCCAAGGAAAUCUAAUGGAUUUAUGUUCCUCUUGGUUUGAUGGCUCUAAGCUUGAGAUUCUAAUUGCAAACACGUCCAUGGAUGAUUCUAAGGAUGUCCCCACUUCACUUUUUGAAAAUAUGGCAGGGCUUCGAAUUUUGAAACUAUCAAAUACCCCUCUAUCAUUACCAAAAUCAAUUCAGUUAUUGAUCAACAUUCGUUCUCUAUCAGUUGAAUGUGUCAUUUUGGGUGACAUCUCUAUUUUUGGAAGCCUGCAAAGUCUUGAAACUCUUGAAUUGGAUUAUUGUGAAAUUUAUGAAUUUUCCCCUGAAAUUGCAAUGUUGAAGAAACUUAGACUGUUGUCAUUGAGAGAUUGUAAAAUUAGAAGCAAUAAUCCAUUUGAAGUUAUCCAGAGAUGCCCAUCACUUGAAGAAUUGUACUUUAGUUAUAGUUUCAAUGAGUUUUGUAAGGAAAUAACCUUACCUACAUUGGAAAGGUAUUUUCUCACUGAUAAUUCUCGUAAUUGGAAAUGGCCAGAAACAAAAAGUGUGGCUUUAGAAAGAAAUCAUUUAUCAGAAGCAACAUAUAAGUAUGUGAUGAAAACAUCAUAUUAUCUUGAUCUGAUAAGAAUUCAGGGAUGGAUAAAUCUCAUGCCAGAGAUUGUUCCUAUAGAUGAAGGUAUGAAUGAUCUAAUUAAGCUUCAUCUGAAAGAAAUUUCACAACUACAGUACCUUGUAGACACUAAACAUAUUAAUUCUCAAGUACCAAUUGUUUUCUCCAAGUUGGUUGUACUAAAUCUUGAGAGAAUGGAAGCUUUGGAAGAAUUAUGCAAUGGUCCCAUCGCCUUUGACUCAACGAACAAUUUAGAGAAGCUAUCUAUCAAGGAGUGUGAAAAUUUGCGAAGCUUGUUUAAAUGCAGCCUAAAUCUCAGCAGUCUAAAGACUGUGGAAUUAGAACAAUGCUCAAAAUUGGUUUCUGUUUUUGAACUAUCAACUUCUCAAAGCUUGCCGCUGUUGGAGGAAUUGAAAAUAGUUAAUUGUAAGAAAUUGGAAAACAUAAUUGCAUUUGAAAGAACAGUAACGGAGGACACAAUUGAAAAUAGUUGCUACUCAUUGUUUCCAAAGCUGAAAGGUCUUCAUAUUCGUGAAUGUCCCCAACUACAAUUUAUACUUCCAAUUCUCUCUGCUCGAGACAUUGAGUUCUUAGAAGUUAUCAAAAUAAAAUGUUGUGACAAGCUGAAAUACAUAUUUGGCCAACACCAAGAUGUCAAACUCACAUCACUAAAAGAGGUGGCGAUUGAAGAUUUGCCAAAUUUCAUCGACAUAUUUCCACCCAAAGCUUCAUCCAUUUCCAAAGAUGGUUCUAAGCCACAAACACAACUGGACACUAUCAAAAGCAAUACAUUCUCUAUGUGUUGUUAUAGAUACAAACUGAAGAGUACGAAAAUCCCAUCUGUUUCUGAGGAUCAACCACAAGACUGCUCAAUCUCAUUGGAAUCAAAUUCAUAUUGUCUUGACAUAUGGAACUAUGCUCCUAAAGUUAAAGAGAUUCAAAUCUCUAAUGUUCCGAAGAUGAAAUCUGUAUUUAUCGUAUCCAGUGCUUUAAGAAUGUUGGAAACCUUCACAAUUGAGAAAUGUGAUGAAUUGAAGCAAAUAAUAAUAGACACUGGAGAUCAUAAUAGUACUAGUGGCAAUAAUUUUGGCAAUGUCUUCCCAAAAUUGAAAACGCUUUGGGUUGUAAAUUGUGUGCAAUUGGAAUACAUAUUUGGACACUACAAUCAUGAUCAUCUUCCACCUUUCGACAAAAGAUCUAUGGACGGUACAAUCAUCAAGGAAUUGAGUGGCAAUGAAGAAAAUGGACAACAAAUGAACUUAAGUUUGGAAGACAUUAUGUUGAUUGAUCUGCCUAUGAUGAGGUGUCUUUUUGUGGGUCUCAAAUAUUCAUUUGUCCUCAAUAACCUUACAACGAUGAGAAUCGAUGGAUGUGAAAAAUUGGAAAUUGUUUUCUCCACAUCUGUUUUAAGAUGGCUACCACAAUUGGUUAGACUAGAAGUAGAAGAAUGCAAAGAGUUGAAGCAUAUCAUUGAAGAUGAUUUGGAGGAUAAAAAUUUUCAGUCUUCAAACACAUUCUUCCCAAAGCUAGAAACACUAAUUGUAACAAAAUGUGACAAGUUGAAAUAUAUGUUUCCAGUCUCCAUUUGUAAAGAGUUUCCUGAGCUAAAGGUUAUGUUCAUAAGAGAAGCAAAUGAGUUAGAGGAAAUAUUCAAAAGUGAUAAAAAAGACGAGGUUGAAGAAAUAUCCAAAAGUGAAGUUCAGAUUCCAAAUCUAAAAGCUGUAGGAUUUGCCUACCUACCAAGCCUCUGCCAUGCCCAGGAAGUUCAUUUUCAGGCAGUGAAACAUCGUUUGGUACAUAGUUGUCAAAAACUCUCUCUAACUUCAUGCAAUAUUGAAGGUGACGUUCGUAGUUGGGAUUUCAUGAAAGAUGAUUAUUUUUUGCAUUAUCAAUUUGACGUAAUACGAAUAGAGUGCGUCAAAGCAGCAUCAGAACACAAGCUGACUUCUCCACAGUUGGAGGGUUCUACAUCAGAAAUAACAGCAGAAGCAGCAACUGUGUCCACCAUUACAGACACAAAGAAUAAGCAACUUGCACAAGAAGUUGGUCCUAAACAAAAGGGUAUCCAGAUAUAUGUUGAAGAAGGAAAUACAUCAACUCAUUUAGAUGUAGCAGGUUCAUCAUCAGGCCAGUUAGUUACUUCUGAGUGUAAAACAUCUUCACAUGAAGAUGAUGAUAGCCAAACAGCCAUGAAUUCUUUUUCCAUUUCCACUAAAGAGACCAAUGACCAAGAUGGUAAACUGUUUGGAGAUAAGAAAUUUCUAUAUCGACAAUUACCAGAAGAAAUAUUCAAAGGCCAAAAUGCUUGUGAUGAAAAUCCAGGUGCAGAAAACAGUAAAGAUUUUGCUGCUGGGAGUGAAGUUCAAAAAGCAUUAGAACACCAGUUGACUUCUCCACAGGAGUUAUUCAAUGAACAAUUAAUGGAUCGACAGUGCUUGAUCAACCAACAACAGACACUUGCGGAAACUAAUAUUACCAUCAAACCUUCUCAGGAAGAAAAUCUGGAAGGCCCUACAUCAGAAAUAACAGCAGCAGCAACUGUGUCCACCAUUACACAUGAAGUUGUUCCUGAACAAAAGGGUAUCGAGAUAAACGUUGAAGAAGGAAAUACAUCAGCUAAUGCCAAGAAAAUAACAUCGUCAACUCAGUUAGAUGUAGCAGGUUCAUCAUCGGGCCAGUUAGUUACUUCUGACUGUAAAACAUCUUCACAGGAAGAUGGUGAUAGCCAAAUAGAAAUGACUUCCUUUUCCAUUUCCACUACAGAGACCAAUGACCAAGAUGGUAAACUGUUUGGAGAUAAGAAAUUUCUAUAUCGACAAUUACCAGAAGAAUUAUUCAAAGGCCAAAAUGCUUGUGAUGAAAAUCCAGGUGCAGAAACCAGUAAAGAUUUUACUGCUGGGAGUGAAGUUCAAGAACCAUCAGAACACCAGUUGACUUCUCCACAGGAGUUAUUGAAUGAACAAUUAAUGGAUCGACAGUUCUUAUUACAGACACUUGUGGAAACUGAUAUUACCAUCAAACCUUCUCAGGAAGAAAAUCUGGAGGGCCCUACAUCAGAAAUAACAGCAGCAGCAACUGUGUCCACCAUUACAGAAGAAGUUGUUCCUAAACAAAAGGGUAUCGAGAUAAACGUUGAAGAAGGAAAUACAGAAGCUAAUGCCAAUAAAAUAACAUCGUCAACUCAGUUAGAUGUAGCAGAUUCAUCAUCAGGCCAGUUAGUUACUUCUGUGUGUAAAACAUCUUCACAGGAAGAUGGUGAUAGCCAAAUAGCCAUGACUUCUUUUUCCAUUUCCACUGCAGAGACCAAUGACCAAGGUUCUCUAAAUCAUGAUUCUUUCAAGAAAGUAAGCUCAAUUAUUGAGGAACAAUUUCAUAAGGAUGAUAAUAUAAUAGUUUCCAAAUCUAAACCCUCUUCUAACAUCACAUCUCAUGUUGUAUGUCAAUUUCCACCGGUGCCUAGUAAAGAGGACCCUUGUCAAAAAGUAGAAGAUUUAAGUUCUUUGCUUGUCAAAAGUGAGCUUGAGCAAUUGGUCUCCAAGAAUCAUUUGGAUUGGGGGAAUUUUUAUUUGUUGAAUAAUUUCUUUGUUAAGCAUCCUUCUGUCCGUUUUAAAGACACUUCACUUAGUAAUAGAUACAAGGGUUGUGCUUACAAUUUACUAGCUGAACUGUUGAAAUUCCUCAAAACCCACAGUGUGUUGGAAGUAUUGGGCUCAUUCCACUCUGAAUUUGAGGAGUUAUUACAAGAUGCACGAAGGUUUGGUUUUGAUAAGGAUUGGUUGGAUGGUGUCGAAAGGAGCACUUUGUGUCCUGAUAUGCAAGUUUCUCAAGAUGUAUUAAAGAAACUAUUGGAUUCCAAGGAACAUGUUACCAAAGAAGUUGAAGUGUUGCGCUUGAAGAUAGGCAUUUUAAGUGAACAAAUGGAAGUUCUUAGUGAACAUGUGGAAGUUCUUAAGCAUCAAUUGGCAUCCUCUCAAGCUGUUUUGGAGAGUAUCAAUCAACAAGAGGUGGCUUUAAGUGCCCCUGUUGGCUAUUAGGCUGCAUCUGUUUGCACUUUAAAGCUCUUCACUGUAGGAGCUUUUAUCCACCUUGUACUUUAGAUUCUUUAAAUAGGAAUAAAUUAGGAUAUGUUGAAUUUAGAUUUUGUUGAUGUACUCUAUGAUUCUCCUUUCUUU